GGUCCUUUUUUCUGGGGCGGGGCUGCGGUGUGCCCAUCCCACCCGGCUUAGUUCUAAUUUCUGGCUGGGAGACCGAGCUAGGUCUCUGGCCACCAGGGAGCCCGUAAGGGACAAAGCUGAGGUGCUAAAAGCUUGGGCUUUGGAGUCGAGAGGAGCUGGGUUCGAAUCCUGCCUGUUCCAUUUGCUAGCUGUGCUGGUGGGAUAGCUGGAGGGACAGGAGGUGAUUUCUUUACCUGGCACCUGGCACAUGCCGGGCGACUGUCUCAUCAGAGGGCGUGUUCCUAUGGGAAGUGAGUGUCCAGUUUUGAGGUGUGCGGGGCAGAGGCGUAGGUAGGGUAAGGAGCCCCCAGGGGCAAUCUCUAAGUUUUCCCCCACCCAAUUUCAAGAUGAGCAGACAUUGGUAACCGUGGCAGCAGCGGAAACACCUUCCCUGCUCUUGUCUGACUGCCUCAGUCAGGCACCUUUCAUACCUGCGGCGCCUCGGGAUGCCAUUCUGUGCCUCCUGCGGCGCCCCCUUGGACUUUUUGACCCUGGGGGCAAGUUUCUCCCUCUGCCUCCUCUCUGGUACCUGGUGUGGGAGGUGCUCCGUGCUUAAUCUAGGAUACCCGCGGCCAUCGGGGAGCCCUGGUGGUGCAGUGAUUAAGAGCUAUGGUGAGCUAUGGCUCCUAACCAAAAAGGUCGACUGUUCCGAAUCCACUAGCCGCUCCUUGGAAACCCUGUGGAACAGUUCUACUCUGUCCUAUAGGGUUGCUAUAAGUCGGAAUCGACUUGAUGGCAACGGUUUUUUGGAGGCCACCAGAACCCGGGUGAAAAGUGCUUAGUUCUUACCCACCUGAUGUUUUCCUUUCUCAGCAGCUGCAGCACGGCCGUUAAAACCCAAACUUGUUGCUAUGGAGUAGAUUCCAACUCCUGGCAACCCCAUGUGUUACAGAGUAGAACUUCUCUGUAGGGUUUUCUUGGCUGUAAUCUUUAGGGGAGCAGAUCACCAGGCCUUUCUUCUGAGGUCCUCCUGGCUGGGUUUGAACUACCAGCCUUUAGGUUGGUCAAGGGCAAAUUGUUUGCGCCGCCCAGGGUCACUACAGCUAUUAAAAAAAAUUUUACAGUUCAGGGAGGCAACAUGCCAGAGGUCCUUCAGCUAGCAAGUGGCAGACCUGGAAUUUGAACCUAGGUCUAUCCUCUCCACCUCCAAGUCUCAUUCAUUCCCUUCUCCCAAGCUGCGAAGAGUUAAGUCAGCAGGUAUAGAACAGGGGAUAGUGUUGGUGGAAGCCGUGCUGGAGAGAAGCGAGAAAUGAUUCUAACGAGAAUAGCACCCGUUGCCGUCUAGUCGAUUCCAACUCAUAGUGACCCUAUAGAACGGAGUAGAUUGCGCCAUAGGUUUUCCAAGGAGUGGCGGAUGGAUUUGAACUGCUGAACUUUUUGGUUAGCAGCCAAAUGCAUAAUCACUGCGCCACCAGGGCACCCUAAUAAUAACAGAACAUAGUAAUAAAAAAUAAUUUUAGUCAUAGAAAUAAUUCUGUGGAGGAGUAGAUAUGGACACAUGGCAAAAAUACUUCCAGAAAGGGAUGUUUUGUUUGAGUAAAGCAGAGUUUCUCAGUCUUUUUAAUCCAUAUACUUGUAUGAUGAGCAGAACAUUACAAGGGGUUAUAAGAUUUGUAUCUGAAACUUUAACAAAAUAAAUGAACCAAAUAUUGGGUCUAAAAGCCUAUCAGCACAAUUAAAACGUUGAAUAUGAAUGUUCACACUGCCCAGUCCUUUUCCCUGAGUUGUGCUCAGCCUCCUCCUUGCCUCCACUGAGAAUAACUGGUAACGGGGCUUUCUCUCAUGGUUUGGGGGAAUGUGUUAUAUGGUAUUGUAAUGACUGAAGAGUGUUUACAGUCUGCCUGUUAAGGUGAUCAGGAAUAUGGCCUGUGUGUUAGAUUUGGGAGGCUGAACUUAUCUCUGCAGGUACAUCUCGAUAGGGGUCCCUGAGGGGUGCAAACAGUUAAUGUCUUCGCUGCUAAGCCAAAGGUUUGUGGUUUGAGUCCACCCAGAGGCACCCCGGAAGAAAGGCCUGACAAUCUACUUCUGAAAACCCUGUGGAGCACAGUUCUAUUCUGACACACAUGGGUUGUCUUGAGUCAGAAUUGACUCAGUUGCAGCUGGUUUACAUUCUGAUAAAGCCAAAGUCUCUAAAGGUGUGCAGACAGGUGGGCGGGAUCCUCAGCAGCCCGGGGCUGGGAAGAACCCUGCCCAUAGCCAUCUGCUUGUUCACUUCCUUCCUUUACCUCCACAGCAUGCCCCAGGAUUUGUCAGAGGCCCUGAAGGAGGCCACCAAGGAGGUGCACAUGCAGGCAGAGAACGUCGAGUUCAUGAAGAACUUUCAGAAGGGCCAGGUGACCCGAGAGGGCUUUAAGCUGGUGAUGGCCUCCUUGUACCACAUCUACGUGGCCUUGGAGGAGGAGAUCGAGCACAAUAAGGAGCACCCAGACUACGCGCCCCUCUACUUCCCGGAAGAGCUGCACCGCAGAGCCGCCCUGGAGCAGGACAUGGCCUUCUGGUACGGGCCCCACUGGCAGAAGGACAUCCCCUACACAGGAGCCACUCAGAGCUACGUGAGGCGGCUCCACAAGGUGGGGCGCAUGGAGCCCGAGCUGCUGGUGGCCCACGCCUACACCCGCUACCUAGGUGACCUCUCUGGGGGCCAGCUCCUCAAGAAGAUUGCGCAGAAGGCUCUGGACCUGCCCAGCAACGACGAGGGCCUGGCCUUCUUCACCUUCCCCAACAUUGCCAGUGCUACCAAGUUCAAGCAGCUCUACCGUGCCCGCAUGAACACGCUGGAGAUGAGCCCCGAGGUCAGGGAGAGGGUCAUUGAAGAGGCCAAGACCGCCUUCCUACUCAACAUUAAGCUGUUUGAGGAGUUACAGGCGCUGCUGACCCAGGACACCACGGACCAGAGCCCCUCCACCACACCAAGGCAUCGCAGGCAGGAAGGCAGCCGGGCGCAAGAGUCCACUCCCUCCAAGACGCCCAGAGGGAAGGCACAGCUGAACAUCCUCUCCCAGGCUCCGCUCCUCCGAUGGGUCCUUACGCUCAGCUUUGUGGUGGCAACAGUGGCCGUGGGGUUAUAUGCCAUCUGAAUGCAAGCAUGCUGGCACCUGGGGCCAUGAACUCUGUCUGGGAGAGGGCCCUCUUUCUGGAGAGGCUUCCCUACCUUGGGCAUGGGGGGCUGUUCCGGGGCCCCUUGCUCUCUCCCUGUGGCCCUCUCUGCUUUCAAAGGAGGAGUCUUUCGACACCUUCCUUCUCCAGAAGUACACCCAGCCCUAUGACUGGAACCUCCAAAGUGGCCGAGGGGCCCUGCCCCACCCCGUCCAGCCUCUCAGCGUCCCUGUUCCUGCAGCAGAGCCCAGAGGACACAGCCAGCAAUGGCAACUGUCCUGACCCUCCAAAUGCCCCAGGUUGGAGGUCUUCUUGUCGACGUGGCCGUGACCGCUUUCCCUGUGGGUCAUGGCGAUUUUUAUAUAAACGUGUGAAGAUGUUGUGUCUUGUGUUUCUGUCUUGUUUUUGUUGGAACCACUUUUUGUUGCUGGCUCCGCCUGAACUGCCGUGUUCCGUUAUGUUUUUAUAGCUGGAUUGGGGAGGGUAUUUUGGGGAGCGGGUGGGUUGGGAGGGAGGUGUUUAACAGCACUGUGGCCUUGGUCUCUAACUUGUAUGUGAAACAAUAAACUACAUUGCCUGAUAGCAA
Loxodonta africana (African savanna elephant) is the source of this 3721-nucleotide messenger RNA. RefSeq names its product heme oxygenase 1 (gene HMOX1). Gene Ontology annotation, molecular function: heme binding; heme oxygenase (decyclizing) activity. Bases 2103 to 3116 code for a protein of 337 amino acids. The record is from RefSeq and is a predicted model, not a curated record. Gene Ontology annotation, biological process: heme oxidation; heme catabolic process; response to oxidative stress. NCBI's taxonomy places the organism in Eukaryota, Metazoa, Chordata, Mammalia, Proboscidea, Elephantidae. The transcript is spliced from 4 exons.